Molecule: messenger RNA, 708 nt
Organism: Vicia faba (fava bean)
Lineage: Eukaryota; Viridiplantae; Streptophyta; Magnoliopsida; Fabales; Fabaceae
Source: the annotation of a GenBank genome assembly
AUGGGAGAUAGUCAAUACUCGUUUUCUCUUACAACUUUUAGUCCUUCUGGAAAGCUUGUUCAGAUUGAGCAUGCUUUGACCGCUGUUGGCUCUGGACAAACUUCUCUUGGAAUUAAAGCUGCAAAUGGAGUUGUCAUUGCAACAGAGAAGAAACUGCCGUCUAUUUUGGUCGAUGAAGCAUCAGUCCAGAAAAUUCAGUUAUUAACACCAAAUAUAGGUGUUGUAUACAGUGGCAUGGGUCCUGAUUUCCGAGUUUUGGUACGAAAAAGCAGGAAACAAGCUGAGCAGUAUCACCGAUUAUAUAAAGAACCAAUCCCUGUCACUCAACUAGUAAGGGAAGUUGCCGCGGUUAUGCAGGAAUUUACUCAGUCUGGUGGUGUUAGGCCUUUUGGAGUGUCCUUGCUAGUUGCUGGAUUUGAUGAUAAUGGACCACAACUAUAUCAGGUCGAUCCAUCUGGUUCAUAUUUUUCUUGGAAAGCUUCCGCUAUGGGGAAAAAUGUUUCUAAUGCUAAGACAUUUCUUGAAAAGAGGUACACUGAUGAUAUGGAACUCGAUGAUGCAGUCCACACAGCAAUAUUGACACUGAAGGAAGGGUUUGAGGGACAGAUCUCAGCAAAAAACAUUGAAAUUGGCAUAAUUGGCGCGGACAAAAAGUUCAGGGUAUUGACACCAGCUGAAAUUGAUGAUUAUCUGGGUGAAGUAGAAUGA